This is a messenger RNA of Felis catus (domestic cat), 6677 nucleotides long. It is a transcript of the gene ZNF316, whose product is annotated as zinc finger protein 316. Gene Ontology annotation, cellular component: nucleus. NCBI's taxonomy places the organism in Eukaryota, Metazoa, Chordata, Mammalia, Carnivora, Felidae. Gene Ontology annotation, biological process: regulation of transcription by RNA polymerase II. The transcript is spliced from 6 exons. The record is from RefSeq and is a predicted model, not a curated record. The coding region runs from base 487 to 3525 and encodes 1012 amino acids. Gene Ontology annotation, molecular function: DNA-binding transcription factor activity, RNA polymerase II-specific; sequence-specific DNA binding.
CCGCCCCCCCCCCCCCCCCCUCGAGCCCUCGGGUCUGGGCCGUGCCGCCGCGUGGCUCUGUCUCCGGAGCACCUGGGCUGAGGCAGCUGUGACACUGGUGUGAGUGGCACCCUGGAAGCCACUGGGCCUUUGACAGUUCCCUCCUGGGAUUCUCUGAUCCUUAAACUUGAAGAGCCGUUAAAGGGCAUUUUAGGUUGUAUCUGCUGGUCCGGCGAUGAAGCAAGUCUCCACGAGCUGCUGAACUUUUCCCGAAUGCCCUGGAUGGAGUGAGGGGCCAGGGAGACGCAGGGGGCAGCGCAGACCCACGACGUCUUGUGUCGCUGCCUCUGGCAAAUAGGAGCCCGACUGGCCUGCCUUCCAGGCGGUGGCGAAUGAGCCCGCCUGCCUUACCUGUCACCCCUGCCCGAGCCCGGGCCUUUCCUCCCGCACCCCUGCUGGCACAGUGUCGGUGUGCAGAGGCCGAGCUGAGGCUCUCCUCCGGAGAAGAUGGCAGCUCUUCGUACGACCCCGGACUCACCAGCCACGCAGCUGGCGAAGGCGGAGGAUGGGUUGGGAUGUGGUCCUGCUCAGGAGGAAGAAGAGGAAGAAGAAAAGGGGGAAGAGGUGGAGCUGGAGGAGGAGGAGGAGGAGCUCCUAGCGGAGGACAGGGAGGACCAGGCGGUGGUGGAGGAGGAAGAGGAGGAGGGGGGGCAGGCAGGGCAUGUGGAGCAGGUGGAGGUGGAGGUGGAGGCGGACGAGGACGAGGUGGUGGCAGAGGAGCAGAGUCCCACGUUGGGGACCCAGGGACGCCUUCGCCGUGCCGGUGAUGCCAAGUCCCCAGUUCUUCAGGAAAAGGCCUUGCAGGCCAGCCAGGCUCCAGCCACACCUAGGGAUGAGGACCUGGAUGAGGAGGAGGAGGAGGAGGACGAGGAGGACGAGGACGAGGAAGAUGAUGACGAUUCCCUGACAGCUGGGUCUCAGGGGCUGGUCACCUUUGAAGACGUGGCUGUGUAUUUCUCGCUGGAGGAGUGGGAGAGGCUGGAUGCAGGCGAGCGGGACCUUUACAAGGAUGUCAUGCAGGAGAACUAUGGGAUCCUGGUGUCCUUGGGAUACCCAAUCCCCAAGCCGGAUCUGAUCUUCCGGCUGGAACAAGGGGAGGAGCCCUGGGUCCCAGAUAGCCCCCGUCCUGAGGAAGGAGACAUUGUCACUGGCGUCUACACAGGGGCCUGGUUCUGGACCGACGAUAUAGAGGACCACGAGGAGGAGGAGGACGAGGACUUCCUGGCGGAGGUGGCCGAGGAGGAGAACGAGCCCCCGGGGCUCUGGUCAGCAGCUUAUGGCGUGGGGGACGUGCCUGGGACAUGGGGCCCCGAUGACUCGGAUUCGGCGCAGACUCCGGAGGGUUGGGGUCCCGACCCCGGGGGCCUCGGGGUUCUGGCCGAGGGGUCCGAGGCGAAGCCUUUCCUGCCGGGCCGGGAGCCUGGCGCGAACCUGCUGGCACCUUGGGCGUUCCCUGCCACCGUGGCUGCUCCGGCAGGGCGGCCCGAGACCACGUGCGACGUGUGCGGCAAAGUGUUCCCGCACCGGUCCCGGCUGGCCAAGCACCAGCGCUACCACGCGGCCGUCAAGCCCUUCGGCUGCGACGAGUGCGGCAAGGGCUUCGUGUACCGCUCGCACCUGGCCAUCCACCAGCGCACGCACACCGGAGAGAAGCCCUUCCCGUGCCCGGACUGCGGCAAGCGCUUCGUCUACAAGUCGCACCUGGUCACGCACCGGCGCAUCCACACGGGCGAGCGGCCCUACCGUUGCGCCUUCUGCGGUGCGGGCUUCGGGCGCCGCUCCUACCUGGUCACGCACCAGCGCACGCACACCGGAGAGCGGCCCUACCCGUGUCCGCACUGCGGCCGCAGCUUCAGCCAGAGCUCGGCGCUUGCGCGGCACCAGGCGGUGCACACGGCCGACCGGCCGCACUGCUGCCCCGACUGCGGCCAGGCCUUCCGCCUGCGCGCCGACUUCCAGCGCCACCGGCGCGGCGGCGGUUGCACGGAGCCCGGCGGCGAAGGCCCUCGGCGGGAGGCCUGCGACGCGGUCCCUGCGGCGGGGCACGAGGAGGCCGAGGCCGGACCGGAGGGGCCGGAGGAGGCCGAGGCCGGCGAAGCGGACGGAGAGGCCGAGGUGGAGGCGAGAGAGGAGGCGGCGGCGGUGGGGCCCACCCCCGGGAGCAAGGAGGACCCCGAGCCGGACAGGCGGUUCCUCGAGGUGGGCAACGGCCUGGGGGAGGGCGAAGGCCCUUCCUCGCACCCCCUCGGCUUCCACUUUCCCGUGCACCCUAAGUCCUGGCUCCACCCGGACGGCUUCCCGAUCCUGGGCCUCCCGGACUUCGGGGACCGGCUGCCGGCCGACGGGCGCCCCCUGCCGGGACCCCUAGGGGGCCGACUCGCCCUGGUGGAGGGCGCGGGGCUGGCCUGCGACCCCUUCGGCGGCAGCGGACCGGGGGGCGGCGGCGGCGGCGGCGGCGGGCUCCGCGCGUUCGCGCCGGCCGUCGGGGGGCUGCUGGCCGAGCCUGCGCCCGCGGCGCUGGCCGAGGAGGAGAGCCCGUGGAUCUGCUCCGACUGCGGCAAGACGUUCGGGCGCCGGGCGGCGCUGGCCAAGCACCAGCGCUACCACGCGGGCGAGCGGCCGCACCGCUGCGCGGACUGCGGCAAGAGCUUCGUGUACGGCUCGCACCUGGCGCGCCACCGCCGCACGCACACGGGCGAGCGGCCCUUCCCGUGCCCCGAGUGCGGCGCGCGCUUCGCCCGCGGCUCGCACCUGGCGGCGCACGUGCGCGGCCACACGGGCGAGAAGCCUUUCGUGUGCGGCGUGUGCGGCGCGGGCUUCAGCCGGCGCGCGCACCUGACGGCGCACGGGCGCGCGCACACGGGCGAGCGGCCCUACGCGUGCGGCGAGUGCGGCCGCCGCUUCGGGCAGAGCGCGGCGCUGACGCGGCACCAGUGGGCGCACGCCGAGGAGAAGCCGCACCGCUGCCCCGACUGCGGCAAGGGCUUCGGCCACAGCUCAGACUUCAAGCGGCACCGGCGCACGCACACGGGCGAGAAGCCCUUCCGCUGCACCGACUGCGGCCGCGGCUUCGCGCAGCGCUCCAACCUGGCCAAGCACCGGCGCGGCCACACGGGCGAGCGGCCCUUCCCGUGCCCCGAGUGCGGCAAGCGCUUCUCGCAGCGCUCGGUGCUCGUCACGCACCAGCGCACGCACACGGGCGAGCGGCCGUACGCCUGCGCCAACUGCGGCCGCCGCUUCUCGCAGAGCUCGCACCUGCUCACUCACAUGAAGACGCACCGCAGCGCGGCCGGCACCCCCGGCUCGGCGGCCGCGCCCCCCGCGUCCAAGGCCGAGGCGCCCGCCAAGGGGCCGCCGGGCGCGGGCAGCGGGCCCGGGGAGCGCGGCAGCACCCUGCUGGAGUUCGCGGGCGGAACGAGCUUCGGCUCCGAGCCCGCGGCCGCCUUCGCGGGGCCCUCGGGCGCCUACGAGGAGAGCAUCCUGUGAUGGCCCGAGGCUGACGGAGGCGCAGCCCGCUGGGCCGCCGGCCCCUUGCUCCUCUGUCCUUGGGGUGCUGAGGGCCCCAGUCCUGGUGCGGUGCCUUCCCCUCAGCCCCCGGCGCACCGCCCCGCCCGCCCCCGCCCGGCCUCGGGCGCCCCUCCUGCCCGGCCCCGGGGAAACCGGGCCGCCAAGCCCGUCCGGCCGUACCGGGGGCGCGCGGGGAGAGGAGAGCCGCGCGCGCGGAGGAGGCGAGGGCAGGGGGCGGCCACCCCGACCAAGACUGCGGCAUCCCUGGGUCUGUGCUGUGAAGCCAAGCGGUAGGGAUGGCGGGCGAUGUUAUUUAUUUCACUCGGAUUCCAAUUUGGGUGGCCUGGGGUACCGGCGGCCGACGAGUUUGUGAGUGGGUUGUACAGCGAGGGCGGGGAUGCCCUUGCGUCAAGGGGAGGGGAGGGUGGUCGAGGGCAGAGCAUCCCGUUCCUCCUCCCGUGGGUUCGGCUGACGACUUCUUCCAUUCCUCAGUGAGAGACUUCAGGGACCUUCUGGUCAUUUGAGUGUGUCCAGGAAGUUUUAGGGACUGCGCGUGGCUAAGGGGAAGCCUUAGGGUUUCCAGAGGACGAUGUUCCUCCCUACCCGGGGGGACAGACAUGCAGCUAGGAGAGCUUUUAUUCUGUCUACUGUGGAUAUUUAUUUCCAUCUCUUGUGUGGCCUGAAGAAUCUGGGAGGAGAAAACGGCAGAAACCAAAUUUGUGGCCCCAGGCUGGUGGGUUGCAGGUGUUUGCAGGGUCCUGAGGGAGUUUGAAGCCUUACUCUGGGGAGAGUCACCCACUCUCCCCACCCCACUGGAGCACCCGGAUCAGCCAGGCACUCGUGUUGCCGGGUAGGUUUCGGUCUCAGCCUCCUCUUCGAGCCCUUCGGUACUCUCACCCCCGACAGCCAGAGGCGGCACACUCAGAGAUCCUUGGGGGCCUCUUGCCCGCCGCUGAGCCAAGGCCCCAGCCUUCAGCUGCCUGGGCUGUCCCCUCCCCUGGGGCAGGUGGACACACAAGGCCCUGCCCUCUGAGCCCAAUGCUUCUUUAGAUUUAAUAACCAACUGUAAAGCAGCAGGUCGGCAGCAGGAUCGUUUCUCACAACCCUACGGGCUUGGGGCCCUGUGAUGUCUGCAGGUCCCUUUAACUCUGCUUCUGUCACUAUUCUGUACUAGAAGCAAGUAGUGUUUCCGUUUAGAAUCCCAUUUCACAGGAUGGACAGUCUGCACAGUGGCAGUCCACCUCUGGGGGUGCGGACUUGAGCCUGUGGCUCAGUGACAAGCCAGGCACCCAGCUAUGCAAGGCCCGCCCCUGGUGGGCACCCCACCCUCCGGGUUGGGCCAUUGGGAGCCACUGGGCAGGCAGCUGAAGUGUGGCUCACGUGAGAGCCCUCUCUUCCCUCAUGCCUUUUGGGCCAAUGUGAGUGGGGCCAGAAAACAGACUUUGAAACAACUGCAUUCCCUUUUAGACCUAGUUCCUUCUGUUUUAGUGUAGGCAUGGCCUUGGGGCCUGAGAGCCAGCAGCCGGGCUCUCCAGCGCUGGGGGCGGGGUAGGAAGCGCAGUAGUUGGUGGGUGGGGCGGGGGCGUGGACGGUGGUGGUAAGAAUUCGCCUGGCUGGAUGAGGUGACGGGGUGGGGUGGGCGACCAGGAGGACAGGGGUCCCGGGAGGCGUCCGCAGUGCUGGGCGAUGCCUUCCUGCCCUCAGUUUCUUUGCUCUCCCUGUGGGCCGGGAACGUCGGGGGCCAAGGGCAAGGCGGACUAGCCCUGCGCGGCCGGGGUCCGGCUCCGUGCUCCUCCCUCCGUGCACACCCCUCAGAGUACGACCUGACCUUCGGUGCCCCUCCUGGGCCCCAGCUGCUGCCGCCUGGCCGCGGAGCCAUCGGCAGGAGGACCUAGCUUUAAUAAAGAGUGGAGAAAUGAGCUUUCUGACUGCAUUCCGUGUUGUUGCCGCUCGGCCCCUCCGUGCCCUCAGGGAGGCUCUCUGUGAGGGCUCAGGCCUUGUUUUUGCAAAAAAGAAAAAGAAGAAAAAAGCGUUUUGUUUGUUUGUUUGUUUGUUUGUUUUAAGGAGUUUCUCCUUUCAGAAACUAAAAUUGGCCUCCGAGGAGUCAGCCCACGAUGAGCUUUGGCCUGCUGCCUGUGUCCGCCACGUCUCUCUGGGAGUCCCCAGCCACACUGCCACAUGCUCUUUGUAAUACACCCAUCCUGGAACCUUACUGUGUUUGGGAUUGUUUGCUCCAGCUUUCCCGCGGUCAAAGGAGAGGGGCCAGGUCCCCUUCCUGGGGGUCCAGACACCUGCCGAGUCCCAGACAUUUCCUCAGAGGCCCCAGCGCUUCGUGGGCUUAUCCGGGCUUACCUGCUCUGUGCCGGGGAGAAGCGCACAUCCCAGGACCCCAAACACCUUCCUUUGAGCUGAUUUACUGACUAUCUGCUCGCCACAUGAUGUCCCCCCAACCAGAUCUGACCUCCCACCCUUUCCCCAAGCAUUUGGAAAAUACAAACUAUGAAGUAAAUUCUCUUUCAAAGGUGAUUUCGAAGCAUCAGAACCGAGCCCAAUAUUUCAGUUUAAAAAAAAAAAAAAAAAAAAGACAGGCUUUGAGAGGCAAAUGGAGGUUAAGACCUAGUUAAAAAUUGAUAGCCUUGAGGAUCUUGAAGUCUAUUCAGAAAAGGUAAAUUCUUCCCUGAUAGGGCUUAGAGACGUCCAGCCAAAUUCUUUUUUAUUUGGGGGAUGGGGGGGGGGGCAAUCCUGAUGGUCACAGAAAAAAAAAAAAAGCCCUUCUGGUGUUGAGAGGACUUCUCAAUUAAUGGAGUCCCUAAUCAGUUCCCCAAGUAUCAGUUUAUCAGCUUCGAUCAUUGCCAAGGAGUGGAAGCCCCCGUGAGAUGUGACCCAUGAAAGGAGGUACUCUGAGAGUUUUGAGGCUCUGAGCAUCCCUCUGGCCUCCACCCACCUUUGUCAUUUUCCUGUUUGUCUACUGCUUGUAUUUCCCCAACCUCCUCCCUGUCUCCUGACCCUUACACUUGAUCUCUUCAGACACUUCCUUCUAACUUUUUUUCUUUCUCUAAUUGGCUACAUAUGGAAUAAAGUAUUUUGAGAUUUUUUGGUUAUAUUUAUUAAAUAAAGCUUUAUGAUCCUUG